UUAGGACCAUAGAAAUAUUAUUUAAGAUAACCAAUUUAUAAGUUUUCAUUUUAGGAUGUUAAUAUACCGCAAGCAAACGAAAAUUUCCCCUGCACUUAUUAUGAAUUAUUGAAAUCUUUUACGGAAACCGUUUCAUAGCUGGAAGAAGCAGAAGGUCUAGUAGCUUCUUCAAAGGCUAUAGUGGACACUUUGAGCACCCUUGCUGUAACAUUGGAUACAUUAAAAGGAGAAGAGGUACCGUUAAACAGUAUGUUAUCACCCAUUACAUGUAAAGUAUUGAAUAAUAAGUUGACUGUAACAGAAAAUGAUGAUCAAUUUAUGGCUUCUAUUAAAUCUGUUAUCAAAAGCAAGCCUCAAUAUUUUAUUUUAUCUGAUGACCAUUUAACGUUUUCGGCUUUAUUGGAUCCAAGAUUUCAUCGUUUAAUAACUGUUAACAAUUUUAACAAAUGCUUGCAAAUCCUAACUGAGAAAUUUAAUAGAAUUAGUGAAAGCCAAGGUUUUGAUAGUUCGAUACAAGUUGGAGAAGUUCGACCAAAGACGCCUUUAAACACAAAUGUGAAGAAAUCAAAUUUAGAGUUAUUUUUUGAUUUGACUGAAACACCUCCGGAGCAGCUGGCAAAUGAGCAAAGCAAUGUCGAAGCUGACAUAAAACGCUGUCGAACCGAAGUCUAUGUCAGUCUAGACGAAUCACCUUUUGUGUGGUUGCAGAAAACGGGUAACACGUAUGGUGCCUUAAAGCAUUUGGCCGCUAUAUAUCAAUGCGUUCCCUGCACUGUAAAUAUGAAUUUUAAAAAAUCUUUUGAUGAACAAGUACGAGCUCAUCAAAAACGUUUUAUGUUAGUCGGGAGUUUAAUAGAUGCAAUUUUAUUCUUACGUUGUAAUAAUAAGAAUAAGCAUGUAUUGAAAUGUUGA
This is a messenger RNA of Glossina fuscipes, 912 nucleotides long. RefSeq lists its product as uncharacterized. Bases 250 to 912 code for a protein of 220 amino acids. The transcript has 4 exons. The record is from RefSeq and is a predicted model, not a curated record. NCBI's taxonomy places the organism in Eukaryota, Metazoa, Arthropoda, Insecta, Diptera, Glossinidae.